CCAAGUGAACCCACAAGUUAAACUCGAGAGAACGCAUUGCGCCGCGCUUCGCCAUUGGCUUGCGGACACAACGUGAAAUAUUCAAUGAGCCGCCAUAUUAGGAAGCCAACCCCUUCUUUCAUUCGGAUAAGAAAAGACGGGACACACUUCCAGGUUGUUGUUAAACGCCUCAUUCGAAGUCGUUGACCCCGCACGCUCCGCAUCUCGCUUUAGUUCGGUCACCGUCUCUAAUACGGGUUAUUUAGCUAGUCUUCUAACAAUGGCGACCGCGGCUGCGACUCCGACCGGUCAGAGAAGCACGUGCGGCAGCGGCACUCCGCUGAGCCCGACCAGGAUAACCCGCCUGCAGGAGAAACAACAGCUCCGGGACCUCAACGACCGCCUAGCCGUUUACAUCGACAAAGUCCGGAGCUUGGAGUCUGAAAACGAUGUCCUCCACCUGCAAAUCAACGAGAAGGAAAACGUGAGGAGCCGGGAGGUGACCGGACUGAAAGCCCUAUACGAGACGGAGCUAGCCGACGCCAGGCAGUGUUUGGACGAGUCCUCCAAGGAGCGGGCCUGGCUGCAGAUCGAGCUGGGGAAGGUCCAAUCCGAGCACGAGCAGCUUCAGCAGAACUACAACAAGAAGGACUCUGAGGCAGCAGGAGUGCAGGCUAGGCUGAAGGACCUGGAUGCUCAGCUGAACUCUAAAGAGGCCAUGCUGGCUACGGCGCUGUCUGAGAAUAGAGGCCUGCAGGCCACGCUGGCCGACCUGCGAGAACAGCUGCAGGAGCUGGAUUCAAGUCUGGCUCAGGCCAAGAAGCACCUGGCAGAUGAGAUGCUGCUGCGCGUCGACUUGGGAAACCGCUACCAGAGUCUGACCGAGGAAAUUAUCUUCCGUAAGAGCAUGCUAGAAGAGGAAGUAAAGGAGACCCGGCAGCGGUUUGAGACCCAGCUGGUGGAGGUGGACUCUGGCCGGAAGGUGGAGUAUGAAUACAAACUGACUCAGGCCUUGACUGAGAUGAGGGCUCAGAAUGAGGAGCAGAUCGGCCUCUACAAGGACAACAUGGAGAGCACCUACAUCACCAAGGUAGAGGACCUGCAUAAGCUGUCUGAGAUGAACGGAGCGUCGGCCAGCAUGGCCCGAGAGGAGCUCAGGGAGUCCGGCAUGAGGAUCGAGAGCCUCACCGCCCAGCUCGCAGGAAUGCAGAAGGAGACUCGUGGUUGGCGCGAACGUAUCGUGGAGCUGGAGGCGGCGAUGGCUCAGGAGAAAGACAAGAGCCGCAAGCUGCUGGCAGAGAAAGACCGCGACUUGGCUGAGAUCCGGGCCAAGAUGCAGCAGCAGCUGAACGACUAUGUGCAGCUGCUGGACGUCAAACUGGCGCUGGACAUGGAGAUCAACGCCUACCGCAAACUUCUGGAGGGGGAGGAAGAACGACUGAAGCUGUCUCCCAGUCCUUCCGCCCACGUCACGGUGUCUCGAGCCUCGUCCAGCAGCCGCAGCGUGCAGACCACUAAGGGGAAGAGGAAGCGCUUGGAGGUGGAGGAACAGGAAGCCAGCAGCUCGGUGUCCAUUGUACACUCCGCCUCGGCCUUGGGACCCGUCUGCGUCGACGAGAUCGACACCGACGGCAAGUUCAUCUGCCUCCACAACAAUGGAGACGAGGACCAGGCAAUGGUUGGUUAUGAGAUGAUUAAGACGAUUGGAAAUUCCACAGCCACCUACAAGUUCACACCCAAAUAUGUCCUGAAGGCGGGCCAGAAAGUCACGGUUUGGGCGUCUGAUGCCGGUGUGAGCUCCAAACCUCCUACAGACCUGGUGUGGAAGAACCAUUCCUCCUGGGGUUCAGGGGUGGAUGUCCAGGUGGGGCUGAUCAACCCUCAGGGAGAGGAUGUGGCAAAGAGAACCACAACAUACCAGACAGCAAUAGAGGAGGAGGACGAGGAGGAGGAUGAUAAUGGAGUGGAGGCCACUGAUGAAGACCUCUUCCGCCAGCAGGGAGACCCUCGCACCGCAAAGAGAGGCUGCUCCAUCAUGUGAUCCCACUGCACCAACCAGCCACCUCCUCUGAGCCCAGCCAGUCUGCUGCCAACUCUAAUACUAGAACUAUUUUUCUAUCUUUUAUAGCGUAUUCCAAUAAAGAAAUGGUUUUAUUUCUCUUAUUGAAAAUAUUCAAAACUGCUUUUGGUAGAUGUAUUUUCACCUGAAUAAAUAACGUGGGGAUGGAACACAGUUUUUGUAUUUGUAGUUCAGGUUUUGUUUUUUUCAACCAUGCUCCAAGUAGCUGAACUCAAGGACCGACUUGUGUCUUUUUAAGAAAACGAGUAUGUGAAUUUUGUUUUAUAUUUUAUCUUAUUAUAUUAUUGAUGCAAGAAAAGCUUCAGGAUGUUGGAGACUCGAUUAGGACAGGGGCUGACUAAAUUCCACUCUCCUGACUAUAAAUCCUAGUGUAUUUAAAAAAGAAAGAAAGAAGUUGACUAAGCACUGAAAGUACAAGUGUCAGGAAAAAAUACAUUAGAAUUGGACAAUAUGUAAUCGGUUUAUUGACAUUCUUUUAAUAUUGUUAGACAAAAGAGAUGAAAUAGUGUGAUGGUUUGAUUGUAUUCAUAAGAGUAAGUCCCGGGACAGUUUGCUUGCAGCUGACGCCCCUUAAAGCCCCCGUGGGGAAGAGGAUUAACCGGUAGUUGGGUUCUAAUCACAGGGGCUGUGGUGGGAAGUCGUGCAGCAAGCGGUGAGUUUCACUCCCCUGACUGAGUCAGGGUUGCACCACUAAUUGAGAAGUGUUGAUUGUAUUCUUUUCUUUUGAUAUUUGAAGUGUGUGAAGUACUUUGUGUGUUGUGUUACUAUGCAUGCUAUGGCUGUAAUCAUCUUAGUUGAAUGAUUAAACAAGUUUUUCGUG
Messenger RNA from Cyclopterus lumpus (lumpfish), 2879 nucleotides. RefSeq names its product lamin B1 (gene lmnb1). The transcript is spliced from 11 exons. The record is from RefSeq and is a predicted model, not a curated record. NCBI's taxonomy places the organism in Eukaryota, Metazoa, Chordata, Actinopteri, Perciformes, Cyclopteridae. Bases 260 to 2020 code for a protein of 586 amino acids.